CCUAUAUCAAUGGCUGAAGGAAACUGGACAAGAGUUAGUGAGUUUAUCCUCAUGAGUUUCUCUUCCCUGCCUAGUGAAAUACAGUCAUUACUCUUCCUGAUAUUUUUAACCACCUACCUGGUCACCCUGCUGGGAAACAGCCUCAUCAUUCUGGUUGCCUUGGCUGACCCCAUGCUGCACAGCCCCAUGUACUUCUUCCUCAGGAACUUGUCUUUCAUAGAGAUUGGCUUCAACCUAGUCAUUGUGCCCAAGAUGCUGGGGACCCUGAUUGCCCAGGACACAACCAUCUCCUUUCUUGGCUGUGCCACUCAGAUGUAUUUCUUCUUCUUCUUUGGGGUUUUUGAAUGUUUCCUCCUGGCCACAAUGGCAUAUGACCGCUAUGUAGCCAUCUUCAAUCCCUUGCACUACCCAGUCAUCAUGAACCCUAAGACAUGGGCAAAACUGGCUGUUGCCUCCUGGUUUCCAGGCAUUCCCAUGGCUACUGUGCAGACCACAUGGCUCUUCAGCUUUCCAUUCUGUGGCACCAAGGUGAAUCACUUCUUCUGUGACAGCCCACCUGUGCUGAGGCUGGUCUGUGCAGACACGGCACUGUUUGAGAUCUAUGCCAUUGUUGGAACCAUUCUGGUCGUCAUGAUACCCUGCUUGCUGAUCCUAUGUUCCUACACUUGCAUCAUUGCUGCCAUCCUCAAGAUUCCAUCAGCUAAAGGGAAGCACAAAGCCUUCUCUACCUGCUCCUCCCACCUCCUUGUUGUCUCCCUUUUCUAUGUAUCUUUAAGCCUCAUCUAUUUCCACCCUAAGUCCAAUAAUUCUCCUGAGAGCAAGAAGGUGCUAUCACUGUCCUACACUGUUAUGACUCCCAUUUUGAACCCCAUAAUUUACAGCCCGAGAAAUAAUGAGGUGAAGAAUGCCCUUGUCCAGACCUUCUACAAGGCCCUAGGCCUUGGAGACUGCAUCCCAUAG
Messenger RNA from Lagenorhynchus albirostris (white-beaked dolphin), 960 nucleotides. Its product is annotated as olfactory receptor 10A2. The record is from RefSeq and is a predicted model, not a curated record. Bases 10 to 960 code for a protein of 316 amino acids. Gene Ontology annotation, molecular function: G protein-coupled receptor activity; olfactory receptor activity. NCBI's taxonomy places the organism in Eukaryota, Metazoa, Chordata, Mammalia, Artiodactyla, Delphinidae. Gene Ontology annotation, biological process: G protein-coupled receptor signaling pathway. Gene Ontology annotation, cellular component: membrane. The transcript has a single exon.